Prunus avium (sweet cherry) is the source of this 4295-nucleotide messenger RNA. RefSeq names its product Pentatricopeptide repeat (PPR) superfamily protein. NCBI's taxonomy places the organism in Eukaryota, Viridiplantae, Streptophyta, Magnoliopsida, Rosales, Rosaceae. Gene Ontology annotation, molecular function: protein binding; RNA binding. The record is from RefSeq and is a predicted model, not a curated record. Gene Ontology annotation, biological process: RNA modification.
CUGGAAAUGCUCUAAUAACUUGGCAGGGCAGAAGACGAGUGCGAGACUCGUCAGAGGAGGAGAAGCAGGCGGCCGAAAGCGUUAACGUCGCCGGUCUUGAAGUGGACAUGAAAUUCAUCACAACUUAUUCUGGACCAUUUUAUCAAAUUAUUUAAAAUCUAGUGAAACAAAAAAACAAAUGUUGCCUUGCCCACUAAAAGGUGUUAGAUACAGAAACUGUCUGAAACUUUGAGUUGAUGGUUACCGGUGUGCAUGAGAAUUGAGGCAAGUUUUCCAUUUGAUUCUGGCGAGCCAAACAUAGCUCCAAAUGUUAGCUCUGUUACGUUUACCAAUUACCAUGAUGCAUCUUAGCAACAGAGCUGGAUUACCUCUCAUGGGUUUCUCUCAGGCUCUUCUUCCCAUGCUGUGCAGUCUCAAGUUUCUAUACCACUCCAUGAACUACACGAUGACACCUAGAAUCACAUCGCCUGAUAGAGAUUUUAGUGCCAGUUUUAAUGUGGCACAAUCCAACUGGCUGAUUACCAGGCUCAGCAAAGAUGGGAAAGUUAGAGAAGCACGCCAAGUGUUCGAUGAAAUGCCUGACAAAGACGUUGUCACAUGGACAACAGUGAUCACGGGUUAUAUCAGAUGUGGGAUGAUGGAGGAGGCUAGGAGGCUGUUUGACAGAGUGGAUGCUAAGAAGGAUGUGAUCACUUGGACUGCGUUGGUCAGUGGGUAUAUAAGGCUGAAACAAAUUAAGGAAGCAGAGAGGUUGUUUUAUCAGAUGCCGGUGAAGAAUGUGGUUUCUUGGAACACCAUGAUUGAUGGGUAUGCACGGAAUUGUCAGGUUGAUAUGGCUUUGGAGUUGUUUGAGAGGAUGCCAGAGAAGAAUGUGGUAUCUUGGAAUACAGUUUUAACGGCUUUGGCACACUGUGGCAGAAUUGAAGAGGCAAGGACGCGUUUUGAUUUGAUGCCGGAAAGGGAUGUUAUUUCGUGGACAGCAAUGGUUGCAGGAUUUUCAAGAAAUGGCAUGAUUGAUGAAGCUCGAGAAUUUUUUGAUAGGAUGCCUAAAAGGAAUGUGGUUUCGUGGAAUGCAAUGAUUACAGGCUACACCCAGAAUAUGAGAUUGGAUGAGGCUCUUGAAUUGUUUGAGAGGAUGCCAGGGAGGGACAUGCCAUCAUGGAAUACAAUGAUUACUGGUUUCAUUCAGAAUGGGGAUUUAAAGCGGGCGCAGGAAUUGUUUAUUCGAAUGCCGCAAAAGAAUGUCAUCUCUUGGACUACGAUGAUCACAGGGUAUGUACAAGAUGGGCAAAAUGAAAAAGCAUUGAUGUUUUUUUCAAAAAUGCUGGUGGAUAAUGGGGUGAAACCAAAUCAGGGAACUUUUGUGAGUGUUCUAAGUGCUUGUAGUAACUUAGCUGGUUUCAGUGAGGGACAACAAAUACAUCAGAUGAUAAGUAAAACAGUCCAUCAGGAAUGUGCAUUCUUGGUAUCAGCACUCAUAAACAUGUAUUCAAAAUGUGGGGAGUUAGUCACUGCUAGGAAGAUGUUUGAAGAUGGAUUGACAAUCCAUAGGGAUAUGGUCUCCUGGAAUGGUAUGAUUGCAGCCUAUGCACAUCAUGGAUGUGGUAUUGAGGCAAUUAACUUGUUUAAUAAAAUGGGGAAAUUAGGGUGCAAACCUGAUGAUGUUACUUAUGUGGGGCUGCUUUCUGCAUGCAGCCAUGCUGGUUUGGUGGAGGAGGGGCUAAAGUAUUUUAAUGAGCUUCUUAGAGAUGGGUCAAUACAAGUGAGAGAAGAUCAUUACACAUGCUUGGUUGAUCUCUGUGGUCGGGCAGGGAGGCUAAAAGAAGCUUUUAAUGUCCUUGAGAAGCUGGGGACUAAGAUAUCAGCAUCUGUUUGGGGGGCUCUUCUUGCUGGAUGUAAUGUUCAUGGCAACAUGGAUAUUGGGAAGCUGGCUGCAGAGAAGCUUUUAGAGGAGGAGCCAGAGAAAGCAGGCACUUACUUGUUGUUGUGUAACAUAUAUGCUUCAUCUGGGAAAUGGAGAGAAGCUGCAAAGAUAAGGAUGAAAAUGAAAGAGAAAGGGUUGAAGAAGCAGCCUGGUUGCAGUUGGAUAGAAGUUGGAAAUAAGGUGCAUGUGUUUGUGGUUGGUGAUAAGUCUCAUUAUCAGUCCGAACUUAUAUAUUCUUUACUUUGCAAUCUACAUGAAAGAAUGAAGAAGAUUGGUUAUAUACCUUAUGAUGAUCUGACAGUAGAUGAUGAUUUUUCAUGAACAUAGAUUCUCGAUUAGCAGAUAGUUCAAAAGGCACUAUUAGAAAAGUGAUUAAUUAUCCACGACGAGUUCGCUCACUUCUCUCUCUUUCGUUGGCAUCUCCUCUCACUCUCUCAGACCCAUCAAAUUCGCCAAGAUAUUUGAUCUUUUCAAUGACAACAACAAUGGAUAUAUCGAGUUUGCAGAGUUUGUGCAGACAUUGAGUGUUUUCCACCCAAAAAUCCCUGAUGCAAUCAAAAUUACUUAUGCUUUUGAAUUGUAUGAUUUGGGGCGCACUGGUUACAUCAAGUGAAGUGAGAUGAGUGGAGGUCAUGGAUAAGAUGGAGGGACUUAUUUUAUUUUUAAAUUCAGGUUGAUAGUGCAAGAAUAUCAACCAAGUGAAUGUUUCUGCACUUUACAGUUUACACUCAAAGUCAAAGUGGUCCUCGUCGUCUACCUUCUGUGCCUUGACCUCCUAAGUUUGGUACAGGUUCAAACUUAUCUCAGGCUGUGAAGGGCCCUGCUCGGCCUGAUCGGAUUACAAAAAUAAGAUUGCAGUUUAAAACAUUCCUUUCCGAGGCAACUGGAUUUUAUCAUGAUUUGAUAGUGAAGAUGAGAGCAAAGUGUGGGCUCCCUCUGGCCUCUGGGGUAAUUCUCUGAGGAUUCUGAAAAUAGAAUUGUUAUGGACAAGGAUACUGAAAUGAAGAUGAUGCCACCGAUGUUUGAUCUACUGGGGUGAUCUUGCAUGCUACAAAGGAUCAUCAGCUAUUUGUUUUGAUAUUUUUCUCCGGAUGUGUCUGUUUAUGAUGAUUUUGGCCCUUUACUCUGACAAAACAAAUCAUCCUCCUUUUUCAGCUUCCUAGAGUUGGUGGCUGUUUAUCGAUAUUUUCCUAGCCUGGCGGUGGAUAGUCCCUUUUCAACUGCAAGGGAUAACUUGAUUGUUGCAUUGUGACAAGUGGAUGAGAAGAAGGAAAUCCCUUCUGUUGUUUACCAGUUCAAUUCUUCCAUCAACUUUUUCUGCAAGGCCCAAAUGAUGGAUGAUGCAUUGAAGAUGUACAGAAGAAUGCAAGAGAUGAAAGUUCAACCCACUGAGCAAACACUUACCUAUCUGUUAUAUGCGAUCUUGUGGGGGAACAUUAAGAGGAUAUGGAGAGUGGAAAUUUGGUGGUAAGCAGAGAUCUACAUGAGUACUUGCUACUGAACUGUCUUCAUGGUGGCUACUUUGAGAGAGUGAUGGAGGUAUUUGACUUUAUGAGGGAACAUGGUAUGUGCACUGACAAGUGGUUGUACAGGAGUUAGUUUGUAAAACUUCAUAAGAAUCUUUAUAGGAAUUUAAAGCCGUUAGAAGCCAGAACUGAGGCUCAGUUGAUUGAAGAGAAGUUCAAUAUGAACUGGGAUGAUUUACUGCAAGAUUCUUGCAAUAUUAAAGUAAAUUGAGGAGAGCUAAUAAGUGAAUAUGGGGUUAAAUUAGAUUCACUAAUGUAUCUGCACGUAGAAAAGAAAAGCCAUUUAUGGUGCAUUGCGACUCUCAUUGACCUAAACCAAUUACCUUCUACAGCUCCGAGUUUCCUAUUUGAAGGUUUUGCAACAGUGAAUAUGGAAGAUGCGUUAUGGUUCUCAGGUGAAACCAAACUCGUACUCCAUUUGUAAUGUCUGAAUCAUGCCGGGGAGAGACAUGCCAUCACGGAAUACAAUGAUUACUGGUUUCAUUCAGAAUGGGGAUUUAAAGCGGGCGAAGGAGUUGUUUAUUCAAACGCCGCAAAAGAAUGUCAUCUCAUGGACUAAGAUGAUCACAGGGUAUGUACAAGAUGGAAAAAAUGAAAAAGCAUUGAAGAUUUUUUCAAAAAUGCUGGUGGAUAAUGGAGUGAAACCAAAUCAGGGAACUUUUGUGAGUGUUCCAAGUGCUUGUAGUAACCUAGCUGGUUUCAGUGAGGGAUGACAAAUACAUCAGAUGAUAUGUAAAACAGUCCCAAAAAUAACCUGUAUAUGUAUUUUACUCCUAAACUAAACUCACAUGCUUGAGAAUCUCUUUCAUUAUAAAAACCAAAUAGGCAUAUAUCGUAAACCCCUA